GCGCCGCGCGCGGGCCCGGCCCGGGGCAGGGCGGCCAUGGGCGCCAAGCAGAGCGGCCCGGCCGCUGCUAACGGCCGCACCCGCGCCUACUCGGGCUCGGAUCUACCUUCCAGCAGCAGCGGAGGGACCAAUGGGACCGCGGGCGGCGGCGGCACCGGGGCGCGGGCCGCGGCCGCGGGGAGGUUUCCGGCUCAGGUGCCCGGCGCGCACCAGCCCAGCGCCUCCGGCGGCGCCGCGGCGGCCUCGGCGGCCCCGCGCAGUCGCUCCCUCGGCGGGGCCGUGGGGAGCGUGGCGUCGGCGGCCCGCGCGGCGCAGUCCUCCUUCAGCAUCCCCAACAGCAGCAGCGGCCCGUACGGCUCGCAGGACUCGGUGCACAGCAGCCCCGAGGACGGCGGCGGCAGCAGAGACCGGCCGGCGGGCGGGGGCUCCGGCGGGCCGCGCCUGGUGAUCGGCUCCUUACCAGCUCACCUCUCGCCGCACAUGUUUGGAGGAUUUAAGUGCCCCGUAUGCUCAAAAUUUGUACCUUCAGAUGAAAUGGAUUUGCAUCUUGUGAUGUGUUUAACAAAGCCAAGAAUAACCUAUAAUGAGGAUGUACUGAGUAAAGAUGCUGGGGAAUGUGCAAUAUGCCUUGAAGAAUUGCAGCAGGGAGAUACUAUAGCACGACUGCCUUGUCUAUGCAUAUAUCAUAAAGGCUGCAUAGAUGAAUGGUUUGAAGUAAAUAGAUCUUGCCCUGAGCACCCUUCAGAUUAAGCAUCAACUUCCUGUUUUAUAGGUUUUCUUGUCUUUCCAAGAUGCUUGAAAAACUGAGAGGAUAUGAGGAUCUGUCUUUGGAAAAAGAAAAACAAAACUGCAGGCAUAUUCAGCCUUCAUCUGAGUUCUGUGAGACUUGGUAAUGCAGAGAUGGACAAUCAAUCAUACAGGGGGAUAACCCUGCUGAAGAGAGGACAGUUGCCACAGAACUCAGUGUACCAAACAUGCAUAUAAAGGACACACAGGGAUUUUGAAAAUGCUGCACAUCCCUUAAUAGUCAUCUACAUAGGUAACACUGAUAAACAUUUUGUAUUCAGACGCCAAAGUUAACUGAUUUAGAAGUUGAUUUUAUUAAGUUCUGUAGAGCCGCGCAACUAGUUGUGUUUUGACUUGUUUUUUAGUUGGGGGUCACUUUAUUUUCCCCAAGAUGAUGUUUCUGCAUUCAUCUAUUCUUAAACUGAAGACCACAUAACGUACUUCUUAUAAAUUAAAGUCUUAAAUGUGAAACCAAGAAAUGUAAUCAAGCAGUAAAACAUUGUCUGAAUGUAGACCAUGAUCUCAAGUUCUUCAAUUUUUUUUCCCCCCAAGAGUGGAAAAUAGACUUCUACAUAGGAGAGCUAAAGUAUGUUAAUAUUUGAAAUGAAAGGUGUAGCAGUACCAGAAUGCAGUCCAAAGAGUAAAUCAAGUUACAUAAUUGCAUUUUAAUGAACUAAAUUGAAUUGCGAUUUAUUAAAUGUAUUUUUCCUCUUAAGUAAAACUGCUCAAUAAUCAGUAAUGAAUCAUCUUGCAGCUAUGCAACUUUAAAAAAAAAAAUACAAAUUACCAAUUUUAAGUGCUGCCAGCUAUAAUAACUUUGUUUUAACGGGUAUUUUUAUUUGUUCUUUUCAUGUAAUUAUUUUAUUGUGCUUUGCAUCUCCAGACAGUUUUCCCACAUUUGGGUAGAAUGUUUAGCAGGUUGUAAACUUAGUAACUUAUGAAAAGGGUAAAAUAUAAUUUUCUUGAAUGGCACUUGGAAUAAUUUGAGGGACAUUUUAUAUACUUUUAAAAAUCAAUUUAAUUGGGAUGCCAGAUUUAUAGCAAUUUGCAUCUUUAAUUUUCCAGAUAAUCUGGAGGUUAGUGUUUGAUAAAUGAUUUUUUAAAGCAAAUAUGAAGAUUUUGUUAAUUUAUAAUUUAUUAAUGUGUUAUUACUGUAAUUGAAAAUGUUAUAGAGACUUUUAAAUUCAGUCUUGUGUAGAAGGAAAUGUAUUAAGCAAAAUUAUGUGAAUAAAUAUUCCCACAAAAUACAUUUGAAUGGUUAAAAAAUACUGGAAGAGAGCAAUCAGGGCUACAAUAGUGAAUGUCUUUUUUUUUUUUAAUAUAAAAAGAUACCAAUAAGUAGAUUUCAUAUUUUCAUCAUAUAGGGAAAAUGUUAUCAGUGAACAUUUAAGCAGUGCACUUUACUUGGUAUAAUUGAAAGUUGCACAGUACUGUUUCCUUAUUUUAAACUGUAUUUAAGUAUUUGCUUUUCUAUUUAAUGCUGCUACUCUUAUUCUCAAAUUUUUUCCCUAUUUCUGCUUCUGUUUCAUAUUUUUUGAAAGGGCAUGUACAGGAGCAACUGCUGCUACCCAGAAAAAUUGGUGUUUUAGAAGCAAUUAAAAGAAUUUUUCAUUGCUUUUUGUGUGA
Neomonachus schauinslandi (Hawaiian monk seal) is the source of this 2412-nucleotide messenger RNA. RefSeq names its product zinc and ring finger 2 (gene ZNRF2). NCBI's taxonomy places the organism in Eukaryota, Metazoa, Chordata, Mammalia, Carnivora, Phocidae. The coding region runs from base 37 to 750 and encodes 237 amino acids. The record is from RefSeq and is a predicted model, not a curated record. The transcript is spliced from 5 exons.